Messenger RNA from Amphimedon queenslandica, 1438 nucleotides. RefSeq names its product TNF receptor-associated factor 4-like. The transcript has a single exon. Gene Ontology annotation, molecular function: zinc ion binding; protein binding. Lineage: Eukaryota; Metazoa; Porifera; Demospongiae; Haplosclerida; Niphatidae. The record is from RefSeq and is a predicted model, not a curated record. Gene Ontology annotation, cellular component: plasma membrane signaling receptor complex. Gene Ontology annotation, biological process: regulation of canonical NF-kappaB signal transduction; signal transduction; regulation of apoptotic process. The coding region runs from base 73 to 1350 and encodes 425 amino acids.
UUACCCAGUUAUAUGCAUCCUAAUUAAUUUAGUACUGGUUAUUAAGUAAUUUAAAUUUUAUUAACUUGGAACAUGGCCGCUGCUAAUGACCGCCUUUUGAGUACAUUUGUGAAGAGUUUUAAAGAUACAGAUAGCUCUUAUGGUGGAUAUGAUUAUACUUUUGUUGAUGGUGACCCACCAAGUAGCUACAUCUGUCUCAUAUGUACUUUAGUGUCACGUGAUCCUCAUCAAGUCUCCUGCUGUUAUAACAUCUACUGUAAGAGUUGUCUGGAUAAGCACAGGAAGAAAUCCUCAAGAAAUGGGAGAUUCAGCUGUCCUGCUUGUCGUAAGCUACUGGAUUUAAGGAGCUACUUUAAAGAUGGAAGGAUGGAGCGUGAGAUAAAGGGCCUUAAAGUUCGAUGCACCAUUGAGGAGUGUGACUGGAAAGGAACUAUUAGUGAUAUCGAAGCACAUGUUGUGGCCUGUCCUUAUCGAAUGGUUGACUGCUCUCUGGGAUGUGGGGAAAAGAUUGACCGUAGGGAAAUGGAAGCUCACCUCAAAGAUUGUCCAAAGCGUAUAGUCAGUUGUCAGUAUUGUAAAGAUGAAGGUCCUCAUGACAUUAUAACAAGCGAUGCUCAUCUUGAUGAGUGUUAUAGCUAUCCAGUUGAAUGCUGUCAUGAAGGAUGUGAAGAGAUUAAAGCACGCUGUUUGCUUGAAUAUCAUGAACAAAGUUGCCCUAAAGCUGUUGUCUUUUGUGAAUACAGUCAUCUAGGAUGUGAUAAAGUACUAAAGAGGGAAGAGCAAGAAAAGCAUAAUGAAGAAUCUGUAAAAGAGCACUUGCAAAUGGCAAUCAAACGAGUUGACUCUUUGCAGAUGAAAAGCAUUGGCAAUUCAAGCUCUCAAGUUUUUAAAAUGACUAAUCCGUCCUCCUAUAAAUAUAAUGAUCAGGUGUGGUAUAGUCCCUCAUUUUAUACCUCACCAGGUGGCUAUAAGAUGAUGCUUUGUGUAUAUGCUAAUGGUUAUGGCAAAGGAAAAGGCACCCACUUGUCUUGUUAUACUGUUCUUGUUCCUGGGGAGUAUGAUGAUGAGCUGGGGUGGCCAUUUCAAGGAGAAGUCACAGUAGAGCUACUAAACCAACAUGAAGAUAAAAAUCACAAGAAGCUUGUUAUCAAGUAUGACCAAUCAACUCCUGAGGAUUGCAAGAAAAGGGUCACAAAAAAUAAAGUUUCAGACAAAUGGGGGGAAGAUCAAUUUUUCGCUCAUUCUGAUUUUCAAUUGAUAUUGCAUGCAAAUUAUGGUUUUUUAGGUCGAUGGUAUUUCAGAGUCAGUGCAAAGGUUACUUCUAAGACUAAACCAUGGCUUGUAUUGUAAUAUUAGUUAUUUUAGAAGUUAAUUUGUUUCUUUAAUUUUUUUUGUCUUUUUCUUUGGAAUUAAUUUGAUGAAGUCCUUAUUGGUAAAA